Angiostrongylus costaricensis is the source of this 1467-nucleotide messenger RNA. Lineage: Eukaryota; Metazoa; Nematoda; Chromadorea; Rhabditida; Metastrongylidae. The record is from the annotation of a GenBank genome assembly.
AUGACAGUAAAGAACGUCGACACGAAAGAGGAGGUCCGGUUAUGCGCGAAUUAUCUUCAGUUCAAAAUCAGACGGAUUGCUGCAGAUGCCGAAAGCGCGCAGCCUGUCGGUUUGUCGUUUUGGCGGAAUCAUUUCAAUGAGACACGGGUCUGCCCUUUACCGUUUGGCGCAGAACAAGCCCUACAAUACAAUGGCACAGCGGUACCGCUACUAUAUCGAAUUGACGAUGAUGGUACACCGUGUACUCGGAAUUUCACUCACGGUCUAUCUGGUUUCCGUAAUGCGAGUCAGUUUGAGAUAGUUAUUGUUUUAAAAUACUAUAGAACGAUGUUCAAAGGACCUCUCUAUCUCUCUCGUACUAUCAUGCUUUUACAGGUGGAUCAGCUGAAGCGUUAUGGCGCCGAAAACGCAAUCUUAUUAUUAGAAAAGGGACGGUUGUACGAUCAAACACGAUGGCAUGACUAUUUGUUUUCCGAUUUCUACGACCCGUACAUCAAUGAAUACAGCGCCAUUCCCACAUACUUCCUUUACUAUCAUGUCUUUCAAGAGAGUGUUUUGGGAUUGAUGAAGAACAGCGAUCUGUCAAAGCUGCAGUUGAAAUUUCACAGACCUGCUCCGGAACUAAUAGAUUUUUCUAUGCUGGUAAUAUGGAUUCUAGCAGUAGGAAGCGUAACAGGAGGAGGCAUCUGGGCUUUCUUUCGACACAGAGCAGGUAAAGAUAACAUCCAUGCGUCGCUUUCUGCUCCUGAAUGUUCGCCACGCUCUUCAAGAGACAAUUCAACAUAUGGAAAUAAGCACAAGUGCUGUACCCGUUAUGCGAACUUUCUGGUCAUUGUAUUUCUAAUGAUUCUUCUCGUCGCUAUACUUAUGAUUGGGUUCUUCUUCCGAACUCUUCUAGGUAUUAAAUGCUAUCUUAUUAUCAACUUUUGUUCUUAUUUUUGCACAUAUUUUGAUGAGAAAAAGAUGAUUAGAGCGAAUCUCUUUCCAGUCACUUUCUUCAAUAUAAUGCUAGUCGCGUUUGGUACAAUGAGUGUAUACGGAUGUACUAUGGCUUUACUAUCAUGUUGGUUGCCAAAGCGAGGGCCGAGUUUCUUACAGAUGAUAGUAUUCCUGUUGUCGUUAACACUGUGCGUUCUGUGGUUCAUAUAUCGGCGCACACCAUAUGCAUUCAUUCUUCUUGAUUUUAUAAAUGUUACCCUUUGCCUUCAUAUCCUAAAAUCAUUAAGGCUGCCAAGUCUGAAGUGGAUAACCACGCUCAUGUUAUGCAUGUUUGUCUACGAUGCAGUGAUGGUAUUCGCAACACCAUACAUGACUCGCAAUGGUUGUUCUAUUAUGCUAGAAGUGGCAACGGGCAUUGAUUGCUCUACAAGCGGCAGUGAUGGUUACGCAAUACCACCUAUUGACGCGGCUCUGCCGGAAAAGGUAACGGUUUCGACUAUGAAACUUCAGCAGAAAAGAAGAGUAUAG